Stegodyphus dumicola is the source of this 6082-nucleotide messenger RNA. RefSeq names its product receptor mediated endocytosis 8 (gene Rme-8). Gene Ontology annotation, biological process: endosome organization; receptor-mediated endocytosis; regulation of early endosome to late endosome transport. NCBI's taxonomy places the organism in Eukaryota, Metazoa, Arthropoda, Arachnida, Araneae, Eresidae. Gene Ontology annotation, molecular function: protein binding. Gene Ontology annotation, cellular component: endosome membrane. The record is from RefSeq and is a predicted model, not a curated record.
AUAACUGUUUUGAGUUAAAAAGUUUUUUUAAUUUUAUUGUAUCCUAGAGAAAUAGUGGCUGCUAAUCCAUUUUUUUGACAAGCCACCGACUGUUUAUCGCAAUUGUAAUCUGAAGUGAAUAUUUUACGUGACUGAAUUGUGGUUACUGUUGUCGGGUUCGGAUCCACCUCCAAGUUUUGAUUUGUACCGGUUGGUAUUAUAAGUAAAUAAUAACGGAACCAAUCAGCACAUACACGGGUAGUGGCGGACAAAUGUGUUACAACUGGCAGUAAUUUUUUUAAUGCAUAAUGUAAUUUUUCUAGACAUUGACGUUGUUUUAUAGAAAUGUAUUUAUCGUUUAAUUUAAUUCAUGUAUUGAACAUUACUGUAAAGACGUGCAGAAUUCUUAUUUAUAGGCAUCACCAAGUGAUGGUGUAAAAAUAUUGUUUGUAGUUUCGAAAGAUUGAUGAAAAAGCAUGAAUCCCUUGAAAGAUAAUGAAGAUGUUGCCUGCUUUGUUGUCACAAAGUUAUCUUGGAAAGGAAGAUAUAAAAGGAUAUUUUCCAUUGGUACAAUGGGCAUAUCUACUUAUAGUCCAGCCAAAUUAGAAGUUACAAAUCAAUGGUUUUAUAGUGAUUUUAUCAGUAUUCUUCCAAGUACUGCAAAAGGUCAGACAGAUGAAUUUGUAAUUAAUAUGAAGAAAGGUAGAAAAGGAGACUCGAUGAAAUUUUCAUCUGAUCUUAGAGCUGAUAUACUCACUGAAGCUUUGAGGUUCAGAAAUAAAUUUGCUGAGUCAUCUUAUGUGUCAAUAAGUUACCGUGCUUCAAAGUUACACUGGUCAGACAGUACCCUGCCAGUUUUAUUAGAGCUUGGCCCUGCAUCAAUAGAGCAGAAAGAUGUCACAAGUGGCAGUGUAAUUACAGCAUAUGAUUAUAAAGACAUUGAAAAACUUGUUCUUGUGUCUGACAGAGAGGGUGGUUUUGUUAUUGUAUGUAGUGAAUUUGGUCGGCAACACUUUUACAUAUGUGAUAAAAGAGAUGAGAUAAUGAAGAAAAUUGUUGAAAGUGCAUCUAAUAAUAUAGGUGUUUGUAUAAAAAUUGAUAAAGAUUCUACAACUACUCAGAAGUUUUGGGAGGAAAGGUUAGGUAAAUUUAGUUCAGAUGAAGCUAUAACAUCAGUAUGUGACUUUACUGUUCAUAAGGAAUCUCGGAGGUAUAAUGAACCCGUAAAAAGAAUUUUAGGUUUGACAGAAACAUGUUUAAUUGAAAGAGAUCCACAAACAUAUUCAAUAGUUACAAUAAGGCCAUUAGCAAAUAUUUAUGCUUUAGUAAGGCAUCCGGAUAAUCCUCAAAAAUUUCUGGUUGAAUAUAUUUCUGGACAAGUUAGGUCAUAUACUUCUACUGAAAGGGAUGCACUUUUAGCAACUCUUUUAGAUGGUGUGAGAGCUUCUGGAAACUGUGAUGUUCAUGUUAAAAUGCAGCACACAAAUCGAGGCCAAAGAUUUGGACCUUUUUAUUUGCCAGUAGAUGAAGAAAUAGAAACUAAUCUCCUUCGCUUUUUAGUUACACUGCCAGUUAGGUGGGAUUUUGCAAGAGCUGUGAUACAAUUUAAUAAUAAUAUUUCAUAUAAAGGUUUAAUUCAUGCAUCACUUCAGGAGAACAAAGAAAAACUCAUACAGUCUGCACUGAAUUCCUUACUUGAAAAAGAUGGUGAUGUAGAGCAGUCUCCUCCAGAAGUAAUAGAAGCUCAGUUUCAGUGUAUUAGAAGACUUGUUGCAUCAAAAAUAGGAUUUGCUACUUUUACUCUUAUUCCAUCAUUUAGGGAAAAAUUAGGCAUAAAAGUUGUGAAAGCUUUAAAACGCAAUAAUGCUGGUGUUGCUCAUGCAAGUAUUGACAUGCUGUGUGCUCUUAUGCAGCCCAUGCAUGAUGAUUAUGAUUUAAGACAGGAGCAACUAAACAAAAGUUCUUUGUUAUCUACCAAAAAAUUUUUAGAAAGCCUGUUGGAAAUGUUUGUGGAACAUAUAGAUAAAGGAACUGGUGCUUUAGUUGUAUCUUCCAUGUUAGACUUCCUUACAUUUGCAUUGUGUGCUCCAUAUAGUGAAACAACUGAUGGUUCUCAUUUUGAUACUUUACUUGCAAUGGUUGCUGAUUAUGGGCGCCAGCUUUUUCGUCUUUUUCAGCACACAUCUUUGGCAAUAGUUAAAGGUGCAGGUCUCCUUAUGAAAGCUAUCAUAGAGGAAGGGGAUGUUGAAAUAUCGGCAAAGAUGCAAGAACUGUCAUUAGCAGAAGGAGCAUUACCUCGUCAUUUGCAUAUAGCAAUGUUUACAAAUAGCACUGACACUCGUCUGUUAACUAUGCAACAACUAUCUCGUCAUUUAGUUGGUUUAUGGAUUACUGGGCAUCCAACUGCAAUGGGCCUGCUUAAGCGAAUAUUGCCAACUGGACUGCUUGCCCAUCUUGAUUCAACUGAAAAAGUACCUCAAAAAUCUGUUGAUUAUAUAAACAUUCGAGAUAAUUUGCAGAUUGCUGUGGAUCAAAGCCAAAAGACUGGGCGUAAAUUACCACCUUCUAUCCAGGUCCUUGAAAAACAUUUAGAAUUUGUUUUGCAGCAUUGGCGUGCAAGAAUUGGAAUGCCAAAAAAAGAGCUGAUAAUUGGAAAUUCAUGUAUUCCUGAGGAUAAAGUACAACAACGUCCAAUAGUUCUUCGCAAACGAAGGGAAAGAGUAAAAAAUGAAGCUAAUUGGCCGAUGUUUUAUUAUCAGUUUAAUCAAGAUCACACCAAACCUGAUUUAAUAUGGAAUUAUAGAACAAGAGAAGAGUUAAAGGAUGCCUUAGAAAAAGAAAUGAGAGAUUUCAAUUUAGAUAGAGAACUAAGUAGGUCUACUGUGAUUUCUUGGAAUCAUACAGAAUUUGAAGUACAUUAUAAUUCUUUAGCUGAAGAAAUAAAAAUUGGAGAUUAUUAUUUGAGACUUUUGUUAGAAGAAGAUGAAAAAGAUACUACUGAUAGUUCCUACAUUAGAAAAUCGUAUGAAUUUUUUAAUGACCUAUACCACAGAUUUCUUUUAUCUCCAAAAACAUCAAUGAAAUCAAUGUGCUUACAAGCCAUGGCUAUUGUAUAUGGUCGUCAUUUUGAAGAUAUUGGCUGUUUCAAUGAUACACGGUUUGUUAUCAGUAUGCUAGAUAGAACAACAGAUAAACUGGAGCGAGACCGCUUAGUCAUUUUUGUAGGAAAAUUAAUUUUAGAUAAAAGAAAUGUUAAAGAAAUCAUUGAUGCUGGAGGUCUUAGAAUAUUAGUGGACCUUUUAACAUUGGCUCAUUUGCAUACAAGUCGUGCUACUGUACCUACGCAGACAAAUGUUAUAGAAGCUUCUCCUGAUAUGAUGCUGAUGACCGAGAAGGAAUGGUAUUACAGGAAUGCUGAAAAAGAACGCCAUGGCCCCUUUGGCUUUUCAGAAGUUAAAGAUCUUUGGAAUGAAGGAAUAAUAAAUCCCAAAACAAAAUGUUGGGCACAAGGAAUGGAUGGUUGGAAACCUAUACAUAGCAUACCCCAACUCAAAUGGUGCCUGAUGGCUACAGGAAACGCUUUGAUGAAUGAGAGUGAUUUAGCGAAUGAAAUUCUUAGAAUGCUAAUUAAAAUUUGUGAAUAUUUUCCUAGUCGUGAUUCAGAUGGCUCAAUCAUUCGUCCUUUACCUAGAGCUAAACGACAGUUAUCAGAUUCUACAUGUUUGCCACAUAUUGUUCAACUCCUUCUUACUUUUGAUCCUGUAUUGGUGGAAAAAGUGGCUAUAUUAUUGACACAUAUAAUGGUGGAUAACCCAGCAAUUUCAAGGCUCUAUCUUACUGGUUUCUUCUUCUUUAUUCUAAUGUAUACUGGAUCUAAUUUGUUACCAAUUGGUAACUUGUUGCAAAUAUCUCAUUCUUGUCAAGCCUUUAGAUGUGAAGAGAUUCAAGCUUCUUCAAUUAUGCAACGCAGUAUUCUAGGUCAGUUGCUUCCUGAAGCUAUGGUAUGUUACCUGGAAAACCAUGGAGCUGAGAAAUUUGCUCAAAUAUUUUUAGGUGAAUUUGAUACACCUGAAGCUAUAUGGAGUAAUGAAAUGAGGCGUAUGAUGAUCGAAAAAAUAGCUUCCCACAUCGCAGAUUUCACUCCACGCUUGCGUUCUAAUACAAGAGCAUUAUAUCAGUAUUGUCCAAUUCCUGUCAUACAAUAUCCUCAGCUGGAAAAUGAACUUUUUUGCAACAUAUAUUAUCUUCGACAUUUGUGUGAUACUCUCCGUUUUCCAGAUUGGCCUAUAAAGGAUCCUGUAAAGUUAUUAAAAGAUGUUUUAGAUGCUUGGAAGCAAGAAGUAGAAAAGAAACCACCAGUUUUAUCUUUAGAUGAAGCAUAUGAAACUCUUGGACUAAAACGAGAAAAUCAGCCUGAGGAAAAUGUAAUUAGGAAGUCAUAUUUCAAGCUUGCUCAAAAGUAUCAUCCAGACAAAAACCCAGAUGGUCGAGAAAUGUUUGAAAAUGUCAACAAAGCGUAUGAAUUCCUGUGUAGUAAAUCAUCAAGACAGUGCGAAGGACCUGAUCCACAUAAUGUUGUCCUUAUUUUGAAAACCCAGACUAUUCUCUUUAGUCAUUAUAAAGAUGUUUUACAUCCAUAUAAAUACUCAGGUUAUCCUAUGCUAGUGAAGACAAUAAGAUUAGAAACCAAUGAUUCUCAGCUUUUUUCCAAAACUGCCCCAUUACUGGCUGCUGCAGCAGAAACUGCGUACCAUACAGUCAAUUGCUCGGCAUUGAAUGCUGAAGAAAUGCGAAGAGAAGGUGGUCUUGAGGCAUUACAAGAAGCAUUUUCUCGUUGUGUUGGAGUAUUAAGCCAUUCAUCUAAAAUGGAGGACCUAUCUACGCAAGUUUGUAUCCAUAUAUCUCGUUGCUUUGCUGUUGCUGCACAAUUUAGAGGCUGUAGAGAACGCAUGAUUGAAAUGCCUGACAUGAUUAAAGAUUUGUGUAGAAUAUUAUACUUUAAUCAUCUAACAAAAUUGUGUGCUGUCGUUGUGGAAUGUAUCAGUGCUUUGGCCAUAAAUGAUGUUCUCCAGACUCAUUUAUAUCAAGCAGGUGUUUUGUUUCAUUUACUUAAAUUCCUUUUCAAUUAUGAUUACACUUUAGAAGAAGGUGGUGUUGAGAGAGCAGAGGAAUCAAACAAGCAGGAGAUUGCAAAUCAACUAGCCAAACUUAGCAUUAAUGCCUUAAGUAGAAUAGGAGGUUAUGGUUCUGGAGAAGAUGAAACACCAAAAAAUGAUGCAGUGCAUAUGUCUCUGACUGCUAUGUUAACACCUUAUUUAGUAAAUCAACUUGGGCAUGGUGAUGUUGCUGAAGUGUUAAAAAUAUUGAAUAGUAAUACAGAAAAUCCAUAUCUUAUUUGGAAUAAUGCAACUCGAGCAGAACUGAAUGAAUAUCUGGAAAUCCAAUGUAAAAAUAAAAUACGUUCUGGUGAAUGUGAUCCUACUUAUGGAAGUGACUUUAAAUUUUCUGCUCAUAGUUCAGAGCUCAUAAUUGGAGGAGUAUUUGUCCGGAUUUAUAACGAGCAACCUACAUUUCCACUUGAAAAUCCUAAACAUUUCAAUUUAGAAUUAUUAGACUUUUUAUGUUCCCAAGCUCAGUAUCUUUAUUCUCUAAUGUCUUUACAAUCAUCUGGAGUUAAAGCUGAGACAAAUCAGACUAGAUUAAAAAAUGUGGAGAUGGCAUUAGAAGCUUUGCGAAAUGUUAUUCGAAACAAUCCUGGUGUUGAAAUGCAAUGCAUUGGACAUUUCAAACUUCUUUUCAGUCUUCUCAGGCUAGAUAAUUGUCCUCAUGUGCAGGCCCUUGCUAUUGACGUCAUUGCUGGUGUUACUGGAAACCAGGAAUGUGUGAAUGAUAUUGCUGCUAGUGAUGUCCUUGUUUAUCUUCUCCUUGUUUUACAUUCCUUUCAGCUCUCAGCUAGUCAAAUAACUGUCUUGGAAAUUCUUUUGCCGUUAAUGUCCAAUGGAAAACUAGUCAAAGAUGCAAUGGCUAAAGGUGGAGUAAUUUUUAAACGCUUUCUGAAUUUUUUCAUGUUUAACUUUGCAUAAAAAGAAAUAAGUCUUUUCAG